Dovyalis caffra is the source of this 471-nucleotide messenger RNA. The record is from the annotation of a GenBank genome assembly. Lineage: Eukaryota; Viridiplantae; Streptophyta; Magnoliopsida; Malpighiales; Salicaceae.
AUGAGCUCCAUUGUCCAGAGCUUUCAAAAGAGAAACCAUGCUGCUGCACUCCCCGUCUCACAAGCUCACCAUGACUCGAAAGAUCAAGCUAUAGCUGGUCUACGUAGAAGACUCUCCUCUAUUUCCCUCAAAAUUCAGCCCAUCUCUUCUCCUGCUAGUCAGUGGGCAUUUCAAAGAUCCAAAUCCGUGUCGGCCAUGGGAGAAUAUGCUGGCAGUUCCAUCAGGAAAUGGUGGGACUGGGGCUGGUCUUGGAUCCUUUCAAGAAAGCCCGUUUUUGCCCAAGAUCUGGAAAUGAACGAAGAAGAGACCAGGUUUCUCGGUUGUCAUAACAAAGGGAGCUGGAGACAUGUGUUCUUUAAGGUCAGGUCCGAGGUAAGAAAGCUUGUGAGAUCUGAAGAUAAAGUCGGCCUUCCUCAAACUUGCAAGUAUGAUUCUUUCAAUUACUCCAAGAAUUUCGAUCCUGGCCAUUGA